AUGUGCAAAGAACCAGGGAACCAUUGGCAUUUUGUUGCGCUACUUGUUGCAUUCUUCGACGUGGGAGGCCAAGCAAAACAGGCCCAAAAAAGGAUCAUCAAUGUCGGACAACGGUCGUCCAUGUUCUCCCACCCAAAGACGAUUCAUCCAACAGCACUACUCCAUCUUACUGUAGCCAAGAACCAUACCAGCACAUUCCUGGAUGUUGUGCUGAGAAUUGUCGUCCAUGUUCUCCCACCCAAAGACGAUUCAUCCAACAGCACGACUCCAUCUUACUGUAGCCAAGAACCAUACCAGCACAUUCCUGGAUGUUGUGCUGAGAAUUGUCACUAUGUGCUAAGAGAAGAAGAUCCCUAUGUACCCGAUUAUCCUUUCAUGGAAGAGCGGCGCUAUCUAACAUCCAAGCAUUUGGACGAUACGGCGCAACGUCGGAUUUCUCAAUGGCGCCAUCGAAUUGCCGCCAUGCGAGCGCCAUUGGCGCAAUUCGAUAAGGAGACCAAUAUUAUGGGAAUUGUACAUACUGCUGUAUAA
This is a messenger RNA of Strongylus vulgaris, 531 nucleotides long. Lineage: Eukaryota; Metazoa; Nematoda; Chromadorea; Rhabditida; Strongylidae. The record is from the annotation of a GenBank genome assembly.